This is a messenger RNA of Paramecium octaurelia, 1657 nucleotides long. NCBI's taxonomy places the organism in Eukaryota, Ciliophora, Oligohymenophorea, Peniculida, Parameciidae. The record is from the annotation of a GenBank genome assembly.
UUCUAAUAGAAUUAAAAAUGCAACUAAGGGUUAAAGCAAAUAAAAAGGAGUACUUUGACUUCUCAAAUAUAUCGAAUGUGAGGAAUAAUCAUUUAUAUGUAGGAUAAACACUUUAUGGUCUAAUUUAAUAAGAUUGCAAAUUAAUUAAUAAAAGAUUACCAACUCAAACUAAUUAGUUCUAUAAAUGAAUUUAUUGCAAAAUAAAAUCAAACUAAUAUCAAAGACUAUGACAAAAAAUACUAUUAAUAGGAAGAAAGAUCAAUCUUACAAAAUUCAUAAUAUAAAGGAAAUAAUUAGGAAAAACCCUUUAUAGAAAAAAAGAUUGAGUUUACUAGAAAAGAAGUCUUUGUCUUAUUAUUAAUGAUGUAUUCGAAUGUUUUAGAUAAGGAUAAUCAAAACACGAGAGGGUUUUAUCAGAUUAAUAUGGAAUUAAUAAAAUAGAGUUAAUCAAAAUAAUCUUAAGAAAAGCUCAAGUGUAUUCAUUCUUACUUUAUUAAUUUUUACAACAGAUUUUUCAAAGAAAAUGAUGUCGUAAGCAAUGAUUCAAAUGAAGUUCAAAGGCAAAUUUAAAAUAUCGAAAAAGAGAUUUAGGAAGAAUAACAACACCAUGCUAAAAAAAUAGAAUAAUUAAAUCAAAGGAUACAAAUGAUUCGUAGAUAAUUCUUAAAUAAUAACCCAAAGGAAUAAUCAGAAAAGUAGUAUCAAGAUGAAUUGGUUACAUUUAUUAGAAGAACUGAGUUUCGAAACUAUAAAGAAAUAUACAAUGAUUAACAGUGUUCUUUGAGUCAGUUUCUAAAGAAUAAAGGAAGGUGCGAGGACUUUUAAAAUUCUAUUUUAGUGAAUUUUGCAGAUAAAAAUGUAGGUGGCUUAAGUUUAGAUUAGCUAAACAUAGCUUAAGAGGAAGUAAUGAUUUAAAUUAACUUUCUAAUAGGUUUUGAUGUUAACUCAUCCAGAAGCACUUAUAAGCAUGUUAUUUAUGGAACCUAUGAAUGACAAUGAAGCCAUUCUCAUUAAAAAUCUAAUUAAAUUUAAUGAUUAUGAUGGAUAUGGACUAACUUUUAGAUAAAAGGAGGAAGAUUAUUUUAAAUAGAAUUCUGAUUCUUCCAUAAAAUAACAUAAUGAGUUUUCUCAAAGACAACAAGAAUUAAACAAUUAAAAAGACUCUCAAAAUAAGAAAAUUAUAAUAAAUCAUAUCUUAGUAAUAUUUAGAUUUAAUAUUUAGUGUAUGGAUGCAAUAUUCUAUUAAAAUUGGCAAAUGUAAUUUGAUGAAUCGUUUAUUAAUAGAGAAUUGGUGAAGAGUUAUAUUGCUUUUUCCUUGGCUCUCGAUCACACAGAUAGUGAAAAUAUAUCUACUGGUAAAUGGGGUUGUGGGAUUUUUAAUGGGGAUAUCGAAUUAAAAUUUUUAAUUUAAUUGCUUGCAUUCUCAAAAGCUAAUUAAGACAAUUAGUAUAGUAAUGAUGAUUUCAAAAAUAAGAAAAGAAGAUAUAUAAGUUUUAGUUCUUUUCAUGAUAAUGAAUUUGACUCUGUGAUUUAAUAUUACUAAUAAGACUUAAUGAAGUAAACAGAAUAAAAAUAUAGCAUAACAAUAAUUAAUAAUGUGAUUGAAAACUUAAAGUGUUAGUUCAAACAAUAAAUUUCAAGGGGUUUUUAUAAAUGA